AUGCAAGAAAAACAGUUUGAAGAAGUCUUUGACAUGUCCAUAUUUCAAGAAAAUACAAUUGUAAUAGACGAAGAUACAUCUCAGAACUGUGAUUUCUUUAUUUUAGAGCUGGUAAAAGCAUUUAACUAUACUAUAUUUCAGUGGAACGACUCGGGUGAGUUUUUGAAAUCUUCCCUUGGAAAAUACAAUGCACAGGCAACAAUAAAGUCUGUUUAUACUUCUGAAUUCAACUCCGAGGACAUCAUCGACGAUAUCUAUACGCAAAGAAAGUUGGGAUAUUGCCAUAUCUCCAAAGUGAAUGUUUUUAGGGCAUCUACUGCAACUGCAAGAGAUUUCUAUGAUUAUGAUAUUGUAGUAAAGAUAUACAAGUUAAGAAGUGGGUGUUCAAGUAAGAUCGACGGAUCAAUCAAGGUGUUUAGAAGAGACAAAAUUUACUAUGACCUUAAAUAUAAAGUAUUUAGCGAUAGAAUAGUAUAUUUUGAGUAA
Molecule: messenger RNA, 486 nt
Organism: Vittaforma corneae ATCC 50505
Lineage: Eukaryota; Fungi; Microsporidia; Nosematidae
Exons: 1
Coding region: 1-486 (161 amino acids)
Source: RefSeq, a predicted model, not a curated record